AAACAUGUCCAAAAAGCAGGGGCAAACAUGGCAGGCACUUUCUCCGCCUUUCCCUUCGGAUGGGAGGUGGACUCCGGCGCGCUGGUACCCCCCGAAGUCCGCCGACAAGACUGGAGACUGACAAGCAGUGGAGUGGGGCUCAAUUACAGCCCAUUAUUGCCUUUCCCGCCGCCCUAUGCGCUAUCCACGAUCCAGGAACCGUUGCCACCUGCCUCCCAGAAAAUAUGGCGGGACGAAGUCAUUCCCCGGCUGGCUACCACUGCACAACUUGCCCACUGCAUGAAAACUCAAAGGGAACUGCUAGCUCAACCCCGCUACUCUGUCGCUGCCUCAUAUCAGGACGUCCACUACAAUAAAGAUUUGAGAGAAAAGAUAAAGCUUAGAGAAUGGAGGUUCCCCUUGACUAUGGGCAACCAGAAGAGUGAGAUCCAAGCAAAUUUUCGUGGUUGGCCCAAUCUGCCGCACGACCCUACCUUUCAUGCUGGGCCUCAGCCAUUCAAAUUGGCAGCUCAUCACACAGAUGGAGCAUCCAAGGCGGUGGUAGCCACUACGCAAAACAACAACCUCGCUGGAAGACCCUUCUACAUCUGUGACAAGACAGUGUUUCAGCUUAAUGAACCCUACUUAUCUACCACUGCUCAGGACUUCCGAAUCUUCACACAGAAAGAACUUCAAGGGUGUACUCGGAAGCAAAUUCUCAAUUUGGAUACUUACCCUCUGAUUCGUGUACCUGGACCUAUGCGGGAUCUUCAGACGUUUCCAAAGGCUACCCGGGUGCCCCACCUGAUCCUGAACCCAGCUGUACCUCACCGAGGUUUAUUCAGCCUGGCCCAAGAAACCUACCAACUCCCCAAUGACCACAAGCGUACCUGGGAUCGAUUCUGUCCUGUGCAGCAGCCACCUAAAGUUUCCUGCCGGGUGCCUGUGGUGGAAAUCAUGUGUGUGCCACACAUGUAUGAGACAGAGUAUAAAUGCUAUGGAAGUGGAAAACCUAUGCCAGUGUGAGAUGGACAGAGAUUUGCACUCCUUCACUAUUCACUUUCUCCUACUUCAUCCAAAAAGAAAUAUAUAUAUAUAUAUAUAU
Thamnophis sirtalis is the source of this 1084-nucleotide messenger RNA. It is a transcript of the gene SAXO3, whose product is annotated as stabilizer of axonemal microtubules 3. The record is from RefSeq and is a predicted model, not a curated record. NCBI's taxonomy places the organism in Eukaryota, Metazoa, Chordata, Lepidosauria, Squamata, Natricidae.